Photinus pyralis (common eastern firefly) is the source of this 1223-nucleotide messenger RNA. RefSeq names its product phenoloxidase-activating factor 1-like. The record is from RefSeq and is a predicted model, not a curated record. Gene Ontology annotation, molecular function: serine-type endopeptidase activity. The transcript is spliced from 4 exons. Lineage: Eukaryota; Metazoa; Arthropoda; Insecta; Coleoptera; Lampyridae. Gene Ontology annotation, biological process: proteolysis. The coding region runs from base 303 to 1139 and encodes 278 amino acids.
GGUAGGGCAUGAAUUAAAUGUGAAAUUGCCCAUCUAGUUCAAGCAAUCCAUGUUAUUAAGCUUUAUCGCACCUAACAACAACUCGUGAAACACAGACGAACUUGUUUAUUUGUGUUUAUAUAAUCGAAACCUGUAUUUAUUCACAAAAAGCAAAAAAUGUUAAUCUUUGCCCUUGAAGAACUUCGCAAAUUCUUUACUGUGAACCUGGUUGAAGAAGAAUUGGAAUGCUGUUGUAAAUAAAUCUGUGCACACGAUAAGCGGAUGACCUUAACAAUCAGUUUCGAUACCACAAGUUUAGUACAAUGUUCAAAACCGUCAAGAUGCUAGAACGGACAUGUUUGCUGCUUUUCAUUGUGCGCGCUUUUGCCUAUGCCAAUGAUGUACUGCCAGAAGCACCUAAUUGUGGACAUCAAAUAAUUGAUUCUGCCAUGGAACUAAGACGUGUUGCUCAGGAAGGUGAAUUCCCAUGGACAGUUUUACUAAAAUAUGAUGGUGAUAACCCGUUUAUAUGUGUGGGUUCCUUAAUUAACGACAGAUAUGUACUGACGUCGUCGGUAUGCGUUAGUGAAAAAAAUGACAUAAUGAUUGGAGCGGUAGUUGGUGUACACCGUUUACACGACGAAGCCCAUAGUAAGUUCUACGGAAUAGAAAGGGUAAUUCCGCAUGAGCAGUUUAAAGGUGGAAAAAAACAAUUCGGCCACGAUAUAGCGCUGAUCAAGCUAAACGAUACUGUUAAAUAUUCAGAUUAUGUACAACCGAUCUGUCUAUCAAAAUCAGCAUCAUUAGUACAACCAGAAGAUAAAGUGAUUGUGACUGGAUGGGGUAUGAAUGCCGAAGGCGAUCCAGUGAACAUUAAGAAGGUGAUCGUUCGCCGCGUUAUCGCUAACGAUGUUUGCCAAGAUAAGUUUGUCAAGUACAAUAUUACUGUUGACGAGGGUUAUCUUUGUACUGACACCCUGAAGGAUUUCAAGGAUUACAGUUGUGCCGGGGAUGCGGGCGCUCCUGUUGUUGUUAAAAGUGGUGGAACAUGGUACCAAGUCGGCAUCGUUUCGUUUGGUAUUACCUGCGGUCACGAUUUCCCAGAUGGCAACACCAGGAUCUCUAAAUACAUUCCGUGGAUAACUUCCAAUUUAGUAUAAAACCGUUUUUGAUAUUCUGGCGCAAUUACCAAUGGGUAUGCGCGCAUCAUUUAUCUCAUUGACGUAUUAAAGUACUUCAUCCGA